Molecule: messenger RNA, 2049 nt
Organism: Closterium sp. NIES-65
Lineage: Eukaryota; Viridiplantae; Streptophyta; Zygnematophyceae; Desmidiales; Closteriaceae
Source: the annotation of a GenBank genome assembly
AUGGCUCGUUGUGUCCCAAGAAUGCGCGGAGCGACGUCUCGCCUUGUCGCUCUACAACCCUUCCUCGCCCAGCCUUCCCUCACUUCAUCCACGCCCACACCCGCGCUCCUUCCGCCCUCCACCCCGCCUCUCCCCUUCCACCCGCUCCCCGCUUCCGCCGCUGCAUCUUCCCCCUGCCCCCCCCGCCAACCAUGGCUCCGCUCAACCGUUUCCGCUCUCCUCCCAGCGUCCUCUGUCCCCUCCCCAAACGCGUCUUCCGCUCUGUCUUUCCUCUCCGUCCCAUUCGUCCCUUCUUCCGCUUCCGCCCUUUCCGCCCCUUCCGUCCUCCGACCCGCGCGCUCCCCCUACCGUAACUCCCCUCCUCCCCUUCCUUCCCCGUACCGUGACGCCUGGCUACAUCUCGCCCGCCAAAUCAGCAGCAGCGCGGGAAGCAGCGGCGGGGGAAGCGGCUCUGCGGUGGAGGCGUCCCCCGGCGGAGCUGGCGCGGGGGAGGCACCACCUGGGGGAGGCGUUUUCCAGAAUAUCCGGGUGGAGCUUGUGGCGGACGGGCAGGUUGGGUUAAUUACCCUGGCACGGCCGAAAGCACUGAACGCACUGUCGCAGGCGGUUAUGGGGGAGGUGGUAUCUGCGCUCAAGUGGAUGGACCAGAAGGACUCGGUGGGGGCGACGGUGGUGACGGGCGAGGGGCGCGCGUUUGCAGCCGGGGCGGACAUAGCGGAGAUGGCGCCGCUGACCUUCGCUGCUGCUCUCAAGGGCGACUUGCUGGGGCAGUGGGACGACAUGCGACGUGUGAAGAAGCCUGUCAUCGCUGCUGUCAAUGGGUACGCACUGGGUGGCGGGUGCAAGCUGGCAAUGGUGUGUGGCAUUGUCUUAGCCGGACAAAAGGCUGUGUUCGGGCAGCCUCAGUUGAAGCUACCCACGCCGUGCCUACCCCUUCCCGCCGCUCAUCCCCCUCCAACCUUCCGCCCCUCCCCUUAUAGCUUUCCUCAGCUAUGCCUUGGGCGGCGGGUCUACGCACUGGGCGGCAGGUGUGAGCUGGCAAUGAUGUGCGACAUCAUCCUGGCGGGCGAGAAGGCCGUGUUUGGGCAGCCAGAGGUGAAGCUACCCCCUUUUGCCCUCUCACGCACUCCCUCGUCCCACCCCUCUCUGUCUGUCCCGCUUUCUUUCUCCAGCUAUGCCUUGGGUGGCGGGUGCGAGCUGGCAAUGAUGUGUGACAUCAUUCUAGCCGGCGAAAAAGCCGUGUUCGGUCAGCCGGAGGUGAAGCUGGGGGUCAUUCCCGGGAUGGGCGGCACGCAGCGUCUCACUCGCGCGGUGGGCAAGGCGCGAGCCAUGGAGAUGAUUCUGACAGGGGAGUUCUUUAUGGAUGCAGAAGAGGCUGCACAGGCUGGGCUUGUCAGCCGAGUGGUGAGUAGGCUGCGAGUAGCAUGCUAUACUGAGUGGGCUUGUAUGGGAUCUGCGGAAGAAAAGAGCCAUGGAGAUGAUUCUGACGGGGGAGUUCUUUAUGGAUGCACAGGAGGCAGUGCAGGCUGGGCUGGUCCACAAGAGGACCUAUUGAAAGCAGCCAUGGCAACAGCUGCCAAGAUUGCAGCGCUGUUGCAACCAGCCGUGGCCAUGGCCAAGCAGAGCGUCAACGUUGCCUUCACCAACAUGAAUGCAUUCCCCCCGGCAUUCCCCUUGUUCACCCCUCGUUUUCCCGUCACGUUCCCCAGAUCCCAGCCCAGGCCCACCAGAGGAGCUAGUGAAAGCAGCCAUCGCAACAGCUGCCAAGAUAGCAGCGCGGUCGCAACCGGCAGUAGCGAUGGCCAAGCAGAGCGCCCACAGGAAGACCUAGUGAAAGCAGCCAUCGCAACAGCCACCAAGAUAGCAGCGCUGUCCCAGCCAGCAGUGGCCAUGGCAAAGCAGAGCGUCAACGCGGCUUUCAACGGGUCGCUGGCUCAAGGGCUGGCGGAGGAGCGGGCACUCUUCCUCUCCUGCUUUGCCCUCGCCGACCAGAAGGAAGGCAUGGAGGCUUUCCUUGAGAAGCGGGCUGCUCGUUUCAAGCAUGAAUGA